AUAUUCCUUAGUUCAGAAUUGAAUUCUAAAGAUUGGAGAGUUGCUAAGCCUGCAAGAAGUGGUCAGAUGACUUCAGCUGUGAGCUGUAACCUCAGAGGAAGGAUGGACAAAGACGAGAAUGGCAGGACAUGGGGAUGGAGUGAGAGACCAUAUCAGAGCACAUCAUGGGGAGGGUCUACAUCAGCAUGAAGAGGUUUGACUUGGUUUAGCAGCCUCUGAGUAGCCAGUGCAUGCUCUUAUCAGAGACUCAGAACCUGUACAGUUGGAGCUAUUUUUUGGAAGGCCAAUUUGAAAAUUGUAAAUGAUCACAGGCUCAGCAGGAGGAAUAGUGUAAACAGAACUUAAUUCCUACAGCAGCCAACAAAGCACCUUAUAAAAUGUAACAUCUGUGCCAGUAGAAAUAGUGUAGCUGUGGUAUGCCGGCUACCCAAGUCUCAUCCAAAGUGUUUUGCUAAAUUUUACGCAAAUAAUUAUAAGCGGGUCAUUGAUAAAUGAUAUAGUACAUUCGAAGGAGAAGAACAAUUCUCAAAACCAUACUAAAUCAUCAAGGAAUUAUUGAGGAAGAUGUUGAUUUCAAUUGAAGAGUUUUAUGGAUGUGAUGGGGUCAUUGUGUCUGCCUUAAACAUUCAAAGCAUUUUUAUGAGCAGAAGGGAUUAGACUUACUCUUUGCCACUACAGUAAGAAGCAGUUUGUCCCCAAUUCCUAAGUAUGUUAAAAGAGUGACAGUUGUGCAAAUGACUUGUCUUUCAAGAGGGAGGUGGGUUUAAAUGCCUGGUAAGGGUCUUGAUAGGUGUCUAAGGUUAUCUUGCCAUACUUCAUUAGAUGUCAGUGGAGAAAUAUAAUUUGAUUCAGUUUUGUAUUUUGUUCUCUUUAUGUAUCUGUGUGUGUGCAGAAAUCUCUACUUUCAUAGACUGUCUCAUGAAAAUAAACGAAUAUUUGGGGAGCACUGCUACACUUCUAAAGAAAGAAGAAAAGGAGAUGUGUAAUUUAUGCGGCAUGCAUGAUGAAUGUACCCCACUGCAGACAAUGUCCACCAUUCACGAUAUCAAAGCAGCAGACAUUGCUGCAAGAGGGCAACAAAAUGUCAUAGAAACAGCUACUGUUUCUCCCACAAAUGAAGAGCAAAGUCCUUAUACAAACCAGGUCCAGUUAAAAAAAAAUAAAGCACAUAUGAGUUCAGAAUCAGUGGGGGAAAAAAACAAUACCUCAUUGAAUGGAGAUGUAAUAGAGCGAGGGGAGUCACAGAACAAAAUGUUCCCUGAUAAUGAUGAAAAUGAAGACGAUGAACAAACAGUACACAUGACUGUUGAGAACAUAAAUGGCAACAGGGAAGAGAUGCAUGACAUAAUCCAGACAACAGAAAGACAAAUUCAAGAGACCUCAGAGAGCCAAAGAGAAGAUAUUACCACAUCCUCAGUAACACGUGAUAUCUCCAGCAAGUAUCAGAAUAAUCUUCUUUCCAAUGAUUCAGAGAGUCUAAAGCAAAAGAAUAACAUAAUGGAAAAGGAGUAUUUUGAUAUGCUGAGUAAUACCAGCCCCCAAGUGUCUUGUUACAUUACGGCACCAUCAUAUAUUCUACAACAUCUAGAAUGCCGGAUAGUUAACAGCAUGAGUUCUUUAAUAGUGAGCAAUAGUGAAGAGUUGGUCAGUAAUGUCAUCGCUGUUGAAUGUUCAGAUAUGGAAAAAAAAAUUCCAUUUCCAAUAUGCAUUGCAAUUCCAUUUACUGCACGUUACAGGGGAAAUUACAGAGACAUCAUGGUGAAAAUGUCUGACAUAAACCUUCAAUCAAGUUACCUAACCCCAAAUUCACUGGAAGGAAUGAGAGGAAGUUAUAAGGGGACCUGUGCUGAAGUGAAAGUGUACAAGUUGGGUAUCUUUUCUGUUGUGUCCUGUUUAAAGAAAGAGUCCUUCACUGUAACAAAGAAAGGCCUUACUCUUAAGCCAAGCAUGGAUUCCCGAGUGUCCUUAAAUUAUCCUCCAGGAGUUUUCAACUCACCAGUGCUGGUACAAUUAAAGGUUCAGCCAGUUGACCCAUCCUUGGUGGCAUAUCUAAAAACACAGCAAGAUACUUCUUACCCGGUAGUAUCCACAAGCCCUCUGAUCCAUGUUAAGCACCCAUCAAUACAUCCUUUCCAGAAGCCAGUCACUGUAUUCCUACCUUGUGCUCCACACCCUGAUAAAAAGACCCUUGGGUCUGAGAUAGAUCUUAAAAGAACAGCUAGUGCCACGACCAAUAGGAUCAUACCUUUAUACCUCAACCGGACAAAAAGCGCUUCGCUAAGAAAACCUGGGAACAAUGCCUGUGAAUCUUUGAAACUACUGGGAUUCAGAAGCCGAGACAGUGAUUGGUUUGGUCUGGAUGAUGUGGUGGUGAGAAACAUACAGAGUGGCUUGGUAGCAUUUGAACUGUGUGAACAUUUAGAGAGGUUUGUUGUGCUUCAUCUUUCUUCCAAUGUAGAAAACAGCCAUUUGGUUUCUUUUGUGAAAGCUCUGGAGGAAGCCAUGCUCAGCACCACUGCUUGUGCUGUACUGUGCCACCAGAAAGACAACCCCCGGAGAGUAGUUAUCCUUGUGGUGCCCUCUAAAGAUUUAAGCCAGGUGCUUCGGGGCUUGCGUUUGGAAGCGUUCAGUGGUCCCCCGGAGCCAUCGCGUCCCUUCCAAGUAAAAGAAGGAGACCAGCUUCUUUUAAGAUUUACUGGAAAUAUCUUUGCUUCAAGCAAUGGGAAGGAUUAUGAAAAAGAUUUCAAGCUUAUAUUUCAUUUACAAAGAAAACCCAGGCUGGAACUCCAGAUCAAAGAGGUGGAUGAAUUUGGAAACUAUAGCUGCCCUCAUUAUAAAGGCACCAUUGUAAUUUAUAAAAUACCUAAAGAAAAAGUAGUCCACAACUUGGAUCAAUCUCUUAUACUUGAUGAAAACCAUCAUCAUUUGCCAAUUUGCAAAUUACCAUUGAAAUUGCCAAAGGUGGAAGGAAGUGGUGUGUGCGUCUGUGUGCUUCUGAAGUCGCGUCACAUAGGUGACUUCCAUUUGAUUAUUUGCACUAUGUUGAGCUGUGACUGCCUUUUAGUCUUCCUGUCUGCUUAGAAGUUUUGCUCUGAAGGAGAGAAGGGUUCUGGGUCUGGUGGCUCUUUCUGUGGGAUUCUGUCGGGGGGCCCCUCUUUCCCAGCUGUACCUAACCUACAUAUUUACGUAAGCCAUCUGGUGACCCACGCUUUGCUUAGCCUGAACUUCCUCUUUUUUUUUUUUUUUUAAGUUUUUUUAAACGACAUGUGAUUUCUAGUAAAUAAUGGUACUGCUUCAACACUUACUUUCACCACAUGUAAAUGAGUUAAUAUGCUUUGUCAAAGGGAGGAAGCAGGCAGAGGCUGCUACACGAUUUACUCCACAAUCACCACCUUCUCACCACUUUGGACUUCCAGGGUCAUCUCCCUGCCCUGUCAGGAAGGACUAUUUUUCAUACGAUUUUUUUAAUCUAAGAAUAUGAAAUAUUAUAAAGAACAAUCUCAACUCUGUAAAUGAGAAGACCCAGAGCUAUAGAAAAUUUUUACAUUCAUGGGCUCUUCAGUUCUACUUAGGUUUUUUAGUUGUAAUAAUCUACAAAGUUCUUUUGUCUUUAAUUUUUGUCUUUAUUUUUUUUAUUUUUUAUAAACAUAUAUUUUUAUCCCCAGGGGUACAGGUCUGUGAAUCCCUACAAAGUUAUUUUGAAGUUCAAGAAUGACAUGGAACUUCAUAUCCCAUUGCUAGCUAUGACGAAGCAGAUUUUACCAGGUGUAUACUUUCCAAAUAAAACUGGAUAAGAGAAAUCAGGGUUUUGUUGGCUUGUGUGUGUCUGUGUGUGUUAGAUGGGGGGGGCGGUGGAGGGGAGCCAUUAUGAACCUCAUGGUAAUUAUGGAAUUUUUGGUAACUUAGUUUUGUGCCUUUCCUCAUAGAGUUAACUGUAAUAAUAUACAUGUUGCUUUGUGCUCCCUCCUUAUCAAUUAUAGAAGAAAGUCACUAAAAUCUUGGUAAGUAGAGAUAUCAUGUCAAUUUUUUAAAAUUUAUUUUUAUUUGUUUAACCUGUGAAAAUUUUACCAAGCCUUUGCUCUCCUUGGCUCUUCCUUGACCUGCCUUCCGUUCCUCCAAUCUUACCUUCCUCUAAGCCAUCAGAAGGACCUUCAAAGACAGCCGUGACCAUGUCACUGAAAAAUCUACUUUUUAUUGUCUAUGAGAUGCUUAAGGAAGAAAACGAUCAAAACUGCUUUAGUCAGAAGCAGAACCUUUUUUUAGAAGGGGGUUGCCCCACCAAUUUAAUCAGAAGAGAACCUUUCCCUUCUCUGGCUCUUCUCCUUCUUCUUUAUCCUUUCUUUUUCCUUUUCAUACCCCUCCUUCCUCCUUCUCCCCCUCUUCCCCAUCUCUUCCCCCUCCUGCUUCUCCGUUCCUUCUCUCCCCUUCUCUUCACCCCCCCUUCCUUCACUGUUUAUACAAAGGAAGAUUUUCUCUGCUCAGCGGGCAGAAUAACUCAACCAGAAAUUGUGCUGCAAAUUGUCCUGUGGAUUUCAAGAAUUCUUCUACAAAGGAAACACGUAAAUCUUCCCUCACUGAGUAAAUUUUAACAAAAAAGUAAUUGACAUGUUUACAUGUAUUCUCCUAAUAUUUAGUAAGU
Molecule: messenger RNA, 4639 nt
Organism: Mustela lutreola (European mink)
Lineage: Eukaryota; Metazoa; Chordata; Mammalia; Carnivora; Mustelidae
Gene: DTHD1
Product: death domain containing 1
Exons: 8
Coding region: 823-3081 (752 amino acids)
Biological process (GO): signal transduction
Molecular function (GO): protein binding
Source: RefSeq, a predicted model, not a curated record